GAUUCGUUGUGUUGGCAGCCGGGCCAUGGCAUCGCUUGCGGCUGACAGACACCCGAAACGGCCGAGGCUGGAAUCCCGGCGCUGCCAAGAUGCCACCGAAGCCGCGGCCAAGCUGCUGCGGCGGAUGCACCCGGAGGAUGCAGCGGUGUUGGAGUCGUUGCGAGCCAUGGAAGUGACCACUACGGAGGGCCGGAAUUUAAGCAAGGUCCUUGAAGCAAGGCAUGGUCCCGGGUUUUGGGAGCCUGGACUCGCGCAAGGCUCGGACCAGGAUUUUCUGGAUCGGUUGAUUGCGUGUGGCCGGAAGUACGCCUUGAGCAUCGUCGGCGGGGUUUGGAAAGCACACAUCUACAAAGAGUACAAGCUGCAGCUGGCAUACAUCCACGAAUAUUUCCGAGCCAGGGCCAAAACUGUAGAGAACGAGCUGCAGCAGCUUCACGAAUUGGCUGAUUUGCCCCAAGAGUGGCGGGACUUUUUUGACAAGGUCCAAGAGAAUGGUCAAGUUAAGAUCACCGACUUAGCCGGAGGUCCAGGUUGCUGCGCUUUUGGUGCCAGCCACUUCUUCCAUGAGCUGGGCAUCAGGUCCGCGGUGACCGUUUUGGAUCCUGUGGAGGAUUGGGCCUGGUGCAGCAAAGAGCUGGGCUUCGAGUUCAAGGUGUCCUCCACGCUGUCCGACAUGCUGCUCGAGGAGGCAGUGUUUAUGGCGGACGUGGUGCUGUUGGGCUGGGCCGUGAACUUUGCCGCCCGCGCCUUCUGGGAUCGGCUGCGGGUUGCCCUGGGCACCCGGGGCCGCUUCGUGCCAGGCUGCAACCCGCACGCGCUGGUCAUGGUGGUUGACCGGGGCCUGGACAAGAUGCUUUUCAGGGAUAAGAGAGCACGAGAACUUUCAAAGCCGGGGGUUGUUCAACGAGACCACGGAUCCAACGUGACAUACUCCUUUCUGGUGAGUGAUGAUGCUGAAUCGGAGCACGCUGAUGCUGCUGAUGCGGACGACACAUAGACGGUGCAAAUAUUCUUCUCAAUGCUGGGACUUGUCAAGAGCAAGCGCUUGGAGAAGGGCGAGCUGUCGCGCAAACUGGAAGGUGGAAUGCCCUGAGCCCUUGCGCUGCGUCCGGAAAAAGAGCCAGACGCGCCGAGGCGCCAUCAUUGGACAUCAAAUCGCCGGGCAGCACCG
This is a messenger RNA of Effrenium voratum, 1171 nucleotides long. NCBI's taxonomy places the organism in Eukaryota, Dinophyceae, Suessiales, Symbiodiniaceae. The record is from the annotation of a GenBank genome assembly.